Molecule: messenger RNA, 1283 nt
Organism: Phytophthora nicotianae INRA-310
Lineage: Eukaryota; Oomycota; Peronosporomycetes; Peronosporales; Peronosporaceae
Exons: 2
Coding region: 78-1283 (401 amino acids)
Source: RefSeq, a predicted model, not a curated record
GUUACUGAGACGGAGGGGCGCCUACCCACGCGACGCUUGACUGUUAUGCACUUUGGAACCUCACAACCAUCUUGAGCAUGGCCGAGUCGCAUCCGGAUGUGUUGACAAACAUGGAGGAAGACGAGGAGCAGCCGUCCAAUUGCUCAAACUCUUUGACCCCAGAGCAGCAGCUUCUGGCACGCUUCAGGUUGCAUAAGCAGCACCGCAAGGAAAAGGAGCGACGUCUGCAGCAGACCCGAUUGGCCGCAGCAACUCGAGCUAGUCGCAAUGCUGCAGCGGCCUCUGGAGCUUUAAAAGCGUCUUCAAACAAGCAACAAAAACCAAAAAUUGACCUCUCACGUGUGGACCAUAACAACCGUCCACAUCGCUGGAAAUCCGCUGAAGAAUUGCUUCGUGAACAGGAGAGACGAGCUCAGCAGCAUCAGCUCACUGCACCAGCUCCAGUGCGACCUUUUCCGGGCAGAAUACGUAACCAAAUUUUGGACGAUAGUCCGUCCCAAAAUUUGAGUACCAACGUCGAAGAGACAAAUAAGACCGAAGAGGACAUUUUGCAACUGGACCAAUCCCAAUUUCCAUUGCACAUUUUUGACAGCGACGAGUUCGAAGCUCAUACACCACAAGAAUGGCUCGAACGAGAACGUGUCGGUGCAUCGCCGUAUUUCUUCCAGGGUGAAUGGAGAUGGAGAAGUUGUGCAGUAUUGGGCUAUGACGAAAGUCGAGCGCAAUAUUUGGUCCAAUUCCAAGGAUCCGACAGACAAAAAUAUGUGAAAAGGAUCAAUUUGCGUUUCGAAAGUGAGUCUCCCAUAAUAUUUGAGAAACGUGUUGCUGCGGCGAGAGAGAGAAGGGAACAACUUAAGGCCAUACUGAGAUUUGACGACUUUUUAGCCAAACAAGAUGCGUCACAAUUAAGAGCAAUGGGACGCCCCACACUGGAACGGGUGCAUGGUCGAGUUGUGGCCGGUCUACCUGAGCGUGUUGCCUUACUAGACUCGCAACCUGCUGCAUCUCUAUUACGUCAACUCACCGACACUGCUAUUCAAGAAUACAUGCGGAGUAUGAAGAAGGCGGCGUUACUGGCCAAACUACGCAGUGAUCCAGCCUUACAAGCACGGUUUCAAGGUUUAGAUCUUCAUCCUGGUAAGAAAAUGACGGAACCGGGUACUAUCACAUACGGUAAAGUACCAAUUCCGGGUCAUGACUUUGAAAGGAAUCGACGACGUGUGAGUACCGUGUCAUAUACCAGCUCCCCGCAGUUACUCGCUGUACUGCGGCGAUACUGCUAA